Ylistrum balloti is the source of this 378-nucleotide messenger RNA. RefSeq lists its product as uncharacterized. The annotation marks the transcript as partial. The transcript is spliced from 2 exons. The record is from RefSeq and is a predicted model, not a curated record. NCBI's taxonomy places the organism in Eukaryota, Metazoa, Mollusca, Bivalvia, Pectinida, Pectinidae.
CCCUCUCCUCCUCUCCUCUCCUCCUCUCCUCCUUCCUUUCCCCUCUCCUUCCUCUCUUCCUCUCUCUCCUCUCCUCCUCCACCCCCUCUCCUCUCCUCUUCCUCCCUCCUUCCCCUCCUUCCUUUCCUCUCUCCUCCUUCUCCUUCCCAUCCCAUCUCCUCUCCUCUCCUUCCCCUCUCCUCUCCUCUUCCUCCCUCCUUCCCCUCCUUCCUUCCCCCUCUCCCCCUUCUCCUUCCCUUCCCAUCUCCUCUUUCCCCAUUCGUCCCCUCCUACAUAUUACAUUUAACUAAUACCCAAUACGUUAGUACUAUACUGUCUGGUCUCCAUGCUGUCGUGUUGUAUGUGGUAAUGGGAUCGACUUACGGAGACAGACACUAG